AUGUGCUGGGAUGGGAGGUGCUGGAAUGGGGAUGGCAAGGAUGGGCGGUGGUGGGAUGGGGAGUGCUGGGAGGGGGGGGGGGGUGCUGGGAUGGUGAGUGCUGGGAUGGUGAGUGAUGGGAUGGUGAGUGAUGGGAGGGUGAGUGCUGGGAUGGUGAGUGCUGGGAUGGUGAGUGCUGGGAUGGUGAGUGAUGGGAUGGUGAGUGAUGGGAUGGUGAGUGCUGGGAUGGUGAGUGAUGGGAUGGUGAUGAUAGGGAUGGUGAGUGCUGGGAUGGUGAGUGAUGGGAUGGUGAGUGAUGGGAUGGUGAGUGCUGGGAUGGUGAGUGCUGGGAUGGUGAGUGCUGGGAUGGUGAGUGAUGGGAUGGUGAGUGAUGGGAGGGUGAGUGCUGGGAUGGUGAGUGCUGGGAUGGUGAGUGCUGGGAUGGUGAGUGAUGGGAUGGUGAGUGAUGGGAUGGUGAGUGCUGGGAUGGUGAGUGAUGGGAUGGUGAGUGAUGGGAUGGUGAGUGCUGGGAUGGUGAGUGCUGGGAUGGUGAGUGCUGGGAUGGUGAGUGCUGGGAUGGUGAGUGAUAGGGAUGGUGAGUGCUGGGAUGUGAUAGGGAUGGUGAGUGCUGGGAUGGUGAGUGCUGGGAUGGUGAGUGAUAGGGAUGGUGAGUGCAUGGUGAGUGCUGGGAUGGUGAGUGCUGGGAUGGUGAGUGCUGGGAUGGUGAGUGCUGGGAUGGUGAGUGCUGGGAUGGUGAGUGCUGGGAUGGUAAGUGCUGGGAUGGUGAGUGCUGGGAUGGUAAGUGCUGGGAUGGAAAGCCUGUCAUCUGUGGAGCUACUCAACAACGUUCGCACACCCGCACAACAGCAGUGGGUUAGAGACGAGGCAGCUGGAGUCGCUGCCGGAGCGGAUGACAAUCCGCUGAAGUUGUACUCAACGUUCGACAUCGACGUUGGAUCAUUGCCGUGGGGAAAUCCUUUUCUCGCUGUCAUGGCGGACAUCAUGCACCAGGCAGACCUGGGGAUGCUGGACCACAUCGUGGUGUUGAUCUUUUUGGUGGCUGACGUUGUCGGCUCGCCCCAGCUGGAGGCCAUCAGAGCAUACCUUGACUGCAACGUGGCCACCGACCAAGGCGUGCAAACGGCUAUGCAAAAGGUAGGUGCUGUGAGGGGAGGCGCUGAGAUGGUGAGUGCGAUGAGGGGAGGUGCUGAGAUGGUGAGUGCGGUGAGGGGAGGUGCCGAGAUGGUGAGUGAUGUGAGGGGAGGUGCUGAGAUGGUGAGUGCUGUGAGGGGAGGCGCUGAGAUGGUGAGUGCUGUGAGGGGAGGUGCUGAGAUGGUGAGUGCUGUGAGGGGAGGUGCUGAGAUGGUGAGUGCUGUGAGGGGAGGCACUGAGAUGGUGAGUGCUGUGAGGGGAGGUGCUGAGAUGGUGAGUGCUGUGAGGGGAGGUGCUGAGAUGGUGAGUGCUGUGAGAGGAGGUGCUGAGAUGGUGAGUGCUGUGAGGGGAGGCGCUGAGAUGGUGAGUGCUGUGUGGGGAGGUGCUGAGAUGGUGAGUGCUGUGAGGGGAGGCGCUGAGAUGGUGAGUGCUGUGAGGGGAGGUGCUGAGAUGGUGAGUGCUGUGAGGGGAGGUGCUGAGAUGGUGAGUGCUGUGAGGGGAGGCACUGAGAUGGUGAGUGCUGUGAGGGGAGGUGCUGAGAUGGUGAGUGCUGUGAGGGGAGGUGCUGAGAUGGUGAGUUCUGUGAGAGGAGGUGCUGAGAUGGUGAGUGCUGUGAGGGGAGGCGCUGAGAUGGUGAGUGCUGUGUGGGGAGGUGCUGAGAUGGUGAGUGCCGUGAGGGGAGGUGCUGAGAUGGUGAGUGCUGUGAGGGGAGGCACUGAGAUGGUGAGUGCUGUGAGGGGAGGUGCUGAGAUGGUGAGUGCUGUGAGGGGAGGUGCUGAGAUGGUGAGUGCUGUGAGGGGAGGUGCUGAGAUGGUGAGUGCUGUGAGGGGAGGUGCUGAGAUGGUGAGUGCGGUGAGGGGAGGUGCUGAGAUAGUGAGUGCUGUGAGGGGAGGUGCUGAGAUAGUGAGUGCUGUGAGGGGAGGUGCUGAGAUGGUGAGUGCUGUGAGGGGAGGUGCUGAGAUGGUGAGUGCUGUGAGGGGAGGUGCUGAGAUGGUGAGUGCUGUGAGGGGAGGUGCUGAGAUGGUGAGUGCUGUGAGGGGAGGUGCUGAGAUGGUGAGUGCUGUGAGGGGAGGUGCUGAGAUGGUGAGUGCUGUGAGAGGAGGUGCUGAGAUGGUGAGUGCUGUGAGGGGAGGCGCUGAGAUGGUGAGUGCUGUGUGGGGAGGUGCUGAGAUGGUGAGUGCCGUGAGGGGAGGUGCUGAGAUGGUGAGUGCUGUGAGGGGAGGCACUGAGAUGGUGAGUGCUGUGAGGGGAGGUGCUGAGAUGGUGAGUGCUGUGAGGGGAGGUGCUGAGAUGGUGAGUGCUGUGAGGGGAGGUGCUGAGAUGGUGAGUGCUGUGAGGGGAGGUGCUGAGAUGGUGAGUGCUGUGAGGGGAGGUGCUGAGAUGGUGAGUGCUGUGAGGGGAGGCGCUGAGAUGGUGAGUGCUGUGAGGGGAGGUGCUGAGAUGGUGAGUGCUGUGAGGGGAGGUGCUGAGAUGGUGAGUGCUGUGAGAGGAGGUGCUGAGAUGGUGAGUGCUGUGAGGGGAGGUGCUGAGAUGGUGAGUGCUGUGAGGGGAGGUGCUGAGAUGGUGAGUGCUGUGAGGGGAGGUGCUGAGAUGGUGAGUGCUGUGAGGGGAGGCACUGAGAUGGUGAGUGCUGUGAGGGGAGGUGCUGAGAUGGUGAGUGCUGUGAGGGGAGGUGCUGAGAUGGUGAGUGCGGUGAGGGGAGGUGCUGAGAUGGUGAGUGCUGUGAGGGGAGGUGCUGAGAUGGUGAGUGCUGUGAGGGGAGGUGCUGAGAUGGUGAGUGCUGUGAGGGGAGGUGCUGAGAUGGUGAGUGCUGUGAGGGGAGGCGCUGAGAUGGUGAGUUCUGUGAGGGGAGGUGCUGAGAUGGUGAGUGCUGUGAGGGGAGGUGCUGAGAUGGUGAGUGCUGUGAGGGGAGGUGCUGAGAUGGUGAGUGCUGUGAGGGGAGGUGCUGAGAUGGUGAGUGCUGUGAGGGGAGGUGCUGAGAUGGUGAGUGCUGUGAGGGGAGGCGCUGAGAUGGUGAGUGCUGUGAGGGAAGGUGCUGAGAUGGUGAGUGCUGUGAGGGGAGGUGCUGAGAUGGUGAGUGCUGUGAGGGGAGGUGCUGAGAUGGUGAGUGCUGUGAGGGGAGGCGCUGAGAUGGUGAGUGCUGUGAGGGGAGGUGCUGAGAUGGUGAGUGCUGUGAUGUGA
Messenger RNA from Closterium sp. NIES-65, 3312 nucleotides. NCBI's taxonomy places the organism in Eukaryota, Viridiplantae, Streptophyta, Zygnematophyceae, Desmidiales, Closteriaceae. The record is from the annotation of a GenBank genome assembly.